Messenger RNA from Coregonus clupeaformis (lake whitefish), 1395 nucleotides. RefSeq names its product UPF0575 protein C19orf67 homolog. NCBI's taxonomy places the organism in Eukaryota, Metazoa, Chordata, Actinopteri, Salmoniformes, Salmonidae. The record is from RefSeq and is a predicted model, not a curated record.
AGUUCUCGCGCUAGGCUAGCCUGCAGACAGACUAAAUCAGUUGAGACGGGACCGAGCGUCAGAUAUAGACGCCAAGGGAAAGAGGAGACGGAGAGAGGUUGAGAACCGUACUUGUCAAGUCCUGGACUGACCGUGGGACCGGAACGUCCAUGGCGCUGCACAUGAGCUCUUCACAAGCAUUCAGAGGAUUGGGGAAAGUGGCGUAGGUGUCGCUUAGUUAGCUAAUAGCUAACUAUCCUCAAUUCAUGAAAAUACUGGCUCAGAAAGUUGUAACUUGUAAAGUGUUCAAUUAAUACACAACACACAAGAAACCCGUGUCUUAUAGUGCAGUUGCUAGCUAUCUGACAAGCUAAAGCUAGCUAGCUAAUGAAGGAUUUCGAGGAGGUGUCAACCUAAGCAAACUCACCAGAAAGCCAGGUCACAUAGGAAGAAAGCAUGGAACGGGGGAGACGAAAAAUAAUCCUGAAUCAUCACCAGACACAGAAAAUGUGGAGCAUUUAGAGGAUCGUGCUUUGGCGCCCUCAUGUGGCGAUCAAAGGGACAGCACAGGGGAUGCGGCUUGGAAGUCCACGUCCUCAUGCCAUGACAUCAACAUGAUGGAUCAGAAGCUCAGACCCAUUGAACAGCAACUCCAGUACCUGCUGAAUAAGGCGGAUGAGUUUCAGGCACAUCUUUUAUACAGACGUGACAAUCUGCAAAAGGAAAACUUUGCUCGUGUGGUGCCUACUUUCCUGUGGACCUGUCAGCCCUACUUCACUUACCUGGAGUCGACCGCUCGCAGCUCCCUGCCCCAGCGCACGCCUCUGCCCGUGUACAUCCGCUCACGAUUGUUAGACUUCUCCCAGCAGCUGUGUGCGAGGCUGGAGCAGCUGGUCUUGACCUACGCCUCCUUUGACUUUCUCUCUCUGGAGGAGGCUGAGCCGGCCAGUAUCUCCCAUUUCUACAUAGGCAAGUGUCAGAUAGACAGUGUGAGGCUGUCCAUAUACCGGUACUGUUGUCCAGCUCCGUACCUGGCUGGGGUCGACACUGGCCUGUAACGCAUGCGCUGGAAUGUGGAGAGACCCAGAGAGAGCCUACAGCAGGAAACUGAUGGCGAGAUGGAGGGAGAGACAGAGGAGGACAAGCCAGUGGCAGGGAAAGAGAGAGCCACCAAGACAGAGUAGUGAGUGAGAGCGAGAGAGAGGGGGAGGUAGAGAAAGGGUUAAAGUAAGGCAUAACAUGUCAAUAAACAAUAAUUGUAGUACAAUAUUAGUGCCAAGAAUACUUUGGGACUCUUUUGAACUGAGAUGUUGGAUGACAAUGUACAUUUUGGAAUUCAGGCCUAAGAACAGUUGAUCAGAUGGCAUCUCACUGCCUGUGUCUGUGUCUGUAUUUGUGUGUGACUGUGUGUGUUUC